This is a messenger RNA of [Candida] anglica, 645 nucleotides long. The record is from the annotation of a GenBank genome assembly. NCBI's taxonomy places the organism in Eukaryota, Fungi, Ascomycota, Pichiomycetes, Serinales, Debaryomycetaceae.
AUGCCCUUGAAAACGUUUGACAUAUCCUCAGUACUUACUAUCGAGGCCACGCCACUUACACCUGAAGCGUUUGCACCAUACGGCGGAGUUAUCAGUGCUGAUGACCAGAUCAAACAUGUCAAAAGUUCAGCAGCUAAUUAUGGGACUGCUGUUAAAAUUCACAAAGUUGCACCCAUUGUCAAUAAUUUCCUGAAAUGUCCUAGUGGGAGCGAAGCAACUGCCAAUUGGAAUAUUUUCAGAUGUUCUGCCCCUAAGCAUUUAAUUGAAACUAAUACUAAAUCUAAAAAGUAUACUGCCAAAGUGUUGGAAAGGCACCCUUUCUCUACUCAGACAUUCAUUCCAAUGGGUCAAGAUCUUGCUAAAAAGUCAUAUUUGGUCAUUGUAGCCAAGACAGACGCUUCUACUUCGCCCCAAAAUUUACCAGACCCAUUAUCGGUGGCAGCCUUCGUAUGCAAGGGAAACCAAUCCAUCACUUAUGGCGCAGGCAUCUGGCAUGCCCCCAUGGUUGUUAUAGAUGAAGAGGUGCCUCAUAUUGACUUUGCUGUGUUUAUCCACGAAAAUGGGGUUGCCGAGGAGGACUGCCAGGAGUGCUAUUUUGAUCCAGGAUAUAAGAUUAACUACGAUUUGUCUACUGCCAAGCUAUAG